This is a messenger RNA of Prunus armeniaca (apricot), 840 nucleotides long. The record is from the annotation of a GenBank genome assembly. NCBI's taxonomy places the organism in Eukaryota, Viridiplantae, Streptophyta, Magnoliopsida, Rosales, Rosaceae.
AUGGCGCAGUUUGCAGCACAAGGGCGAGUUAAGUUGCUCUUUAAUGGCGAGGGAGUGGCAUUGGAACAAAAAGGAGACCCAUUUAACAACAACAUGUUCACAUCAAUCCAACCCCACACCUACAACCGCAGGCUCGGCAGGCCACACCUGGAUUCUACUAGGCUUUACUCUUCUUCUUCUAUGAACAAGGCAAAGCGUCUGAAUGCCGAGGCCCGUUUGUUUGUUGGCGGCGAUGAGGCUGGUCCUGGUCAUGACGAUGCUUCCGAGUUUGAGAGGGAUGAUGAGUUGGCUUGUUUCAGAGGCCUCGUCUUGGAUAUCUCCUACAGGCCAGUUAAUGUUGUCUGCUGGAAGCGUGCUAUUUGCUUGGAAUACAUGGAGAAGGCAGAUGUACUUGAAUACUAUGAUCAGACUGUAAAUUCUCCAAAUGGAUCCUUCUACAUACCUGCUGUCCUAAGGGUUCCACAUUUACUGCAGAUUGUAAAGAGAAGAAGAAUUAAGAACAAUCUUAGUCGUAAAAAUAUACUAUGUCGGGACAGUUUCACUUGUCAGUACUGUUCUUCACGUGAAAACUUGACUAUUGACCAUGUUUUGCCAAUUGUACGUGGUGGAGAAUGGAAGUGGGAAAAUCUGGUCACUGCAUGUGCAAGAUGCAACUCGAAGAAAGGUCAGAAGACAUUAGAGGAAGCAAAUAUGAAGCUGACUAAAGUCCCCAAGGCUCCGAAAGACUAUGACAUACUUGCCAUACCGCUGACCAGUGCCGCAAUUAAAAUGCUGAAAAUGAGAAAGGGAACUCCUGAAGAGUGGCUCCAAUACUUAUCAAAGCCUUCUUCAGAGCCAUGA